AUGUCAGCAGGGGCAGAGUCCUCGUUCAGAAGCAGCCUCUCUGGCUUCAAGUGGGCCAAUGCUACCCCGGCGGCCGGCGGCGGCUCACUCAGCACGCCAGCAAACGGUCCGGGAGACUCAACGACAUGGAAUCCAUUCAGCACCUUCACUUCGUCACUGUCAAGCUAUGUUCCUUUGCGGUCAUCAGAGCGCACGAAUGAAGAAGAAGCCUUCCUUGCGCUCUCCAGAUGGGAACGUUUGAUCGGCUUCAUGGCAUGCAUGGCAGGCGCAUCCGUCUGCUUCACACUCUCCUUCUUCCUCGUCGCCUUUCUCGCCAUCAAACCGAGGAAAUUCGCCGUCAGCUUCAGCGCGGGCUCCUUACUAUUCAUGCUCGGGUUCAUGAUCCUCCAAGGACCAAUGAACUACCUCAAGUUUUUGCUGCAGACAGAGAGGCUGCCCUUCACAAUAGCAUAUCUGGGCAGUCUCGUCCUCACGCUCUACUUUGCAGUCGCUAGGCACGCAUUCCUGGGAACGCUGAUAUGUGCCAUCAUCCAAGUGGGCGCUCUCGUGAUAUUCCUGUUCAGCUACUUCCCAGGCGGAACUCAGACGAUCCUCUUCGGUGGAAGGAUAGCACUGCGAGGCGCGAGCAGCCUUCUUCCUGUAUGA
This is a messenger RNA of Mixia osmundae IAM 14324, 645 nucleotides long. RefSeq lists its product as uncharacterized. Gene Ontology annotation, biological process: vesicle-mediated transport. Bases 1 to 645 code for a protein of 214 amino acids. Lineage: Eukaryota; Fungi; Basidiomycota; Mixiomycetes; Mixiales; Mixiaceae. The record is from RefSeq and is a predicted model, not a curated record. The transcript has 5 exons. Gene Ontology annotation, cellular component: membrane.